Messenger RNA from Cheilinus undulatus (humphead wrasse), 5234 nucleotides. RefSeq names its product melanophilin b (gene mlphb). Gene Ontology annotation, biological process: intracellular protein transport. The transcript is spliced from 15 exons. The coding region runs from base 1 to 1845 and encodes 614 amino acids. Gene Ontology annotation, cellular component: cortical actin cytoskeleton. Gene Ontology annotation, molecular function: actin binding; myosin binding; small GTPase binding. Lineage: Eukaryota; Metazoa; Chordata; Actinopteri; Labriformes; Labridae. The record is from RefSeq and is a predicted model, not a curated record.
AUGUCAACAAUGAUCCCUGGCACUUCUGCUAAGAAGCUGGACCUGUCCAAGCUCACUGAUGAGGAGGCCAAACACGUUUGGGCCGUCGUCCAGCGAGACUUCGACCUGAGGAAGAAGGAGGAGGACAGACUCGGGGUGUUGAAGACAAAGAUCGAAAAGGAAGACACCAAGAGAGAGCUGCUGGGAAACCAGACCAGCCUGACCGAGUCUCACUGUAUCCGAUGUCUGGAGCCCUUCAAGUUCCUGGUCAACAGCAAGCGUCAGUGUCUGGACUGUCAGCUCUACACCUGCAAGUCCUGCAGCCGCUACAACAAGAAGGAGCAGGGCUGGGUGUGUGAUCCCUGUCGCAUGGCCAGAGUCCUGAAGAUUGGCACAUUGGAGUGGUACCAUGAAAAUGUCCGGGCUCGUUUCAAGCGCUUUGGCAGUGCCAAGGUGAUGAGAUCGCUGUUCAAGAGGUUGAGCGGGGAACAAAGUGACUCUCAGAACGAUUUAGAAGGUGAGAACAUGCAUGACUGUACUCUCCCUCUCUCUCACACACAUGGAUAUGAGGAGCACAGCAUGGAUGCUGCAGAUUCCCAACAUUACAAAGGGAAAAAGGCCAAAAGGAGACUUCCUGUCGAUCCCUUUGACUUUGAGAUUGGUCGUAAAUACUCCACGGACUCCAGAGGACGGUCAAGUCAGACCCCAGUCUCCAACAACAUCAUGGAUGUGGAUGAAGGUUUGAGGGAGUCGAGGCUUGCUGAAGCUGAUAUGGCCUCUGUUUUCCACCAGAUAUUGGUGGAGCAACGCAAAGAGAUGGAGAUGGGGAUGGUUCAAAAGCAAGAUGACCUGGUGUACCCAGAUAACCGAACCAUUCCAUCCCGCUCCAUGUCUCGGCUCAGUCACUCCUCGUGUGGCAGCGGGGGAGCUUGGGGUCCCCGGGAUAACAGCAGCUAUCUGCCUGACCUGGAAGACUCUGAGGAGGAGGAGGAAGACCACUGCAGGAACUUUCCUCUCUAUCAGUCUCAUCUGGGCCCCUGCAGCCACACGUCCCAGGAGAGCCUGAACUCAUCAAACCCUCCACCACAGAUUACUGACCUGAACAGACGCAUGUCAGCCAUCGAAACCCUUUUAAGCCACUUGGAGCAGAAGGUUACGUCAACAUAUGACCAGACCAGCCAGCCUCCUCUGACUCCAAACAGCAGCUCUCCUCUUCCUCAGUGGGAGGAGGUGGACCUGGAGGAGCAGCAGCUGAGGCAGAAGCUGCACGAGCUGACGGACAACAUCAGCGACCACAGCCUGACCUCUGAUGAAGACGAGCCCAACAGGUCUCUCUCCUCCCAAGAAGUCCCGGCAUGGAGGAGCCACGAUGCAGAGGCCAAACCCUCGAGACUGCCCACCAGACCCACGUCGAGAGCGAGCAGCAGCAUGUCCAGGAUGGAGGAAGAGCAGCCGCAGCCCGCUGACUCUCAGAAGACAUGCCAUUCAACAGACAGUCUGGAGAAGAAAUGGCACCCCCUAGAGGAUGGGUCUUCAGCAGGCUUCAAAGGCUCGACAGCUUUAUUGUGUGAGCUGGAGGACCAGGUAGCCCAAGCAGCUGCUAACGUCCAGAACGCCCAGAGUGAGGUGACGUACAUAGAGAACAGGAUUGCUGCACUGAACGCUGCAGGCACACCGGUGGAUAAAAAAAGAAGGUCUGCGAUUCCAGUCCAAGCAAGAAGACUCUCCCACAACUUUCCCACAAACCAGGUGGACAACUUUAAGAGGAACUCCCUCUACAGGGGCUCCCUGACACAGAGGAACCCAGUGGCCAAGCCCAAACCCAGGGCUACCUGUGCGAAACCGGUAAUGACACAGGGCUCUUGAGGAGGAGGCUCAGCAUUUUGUGACUGAUCACUUUUUCUAAUGCUUUUCUUUGUUAUUAGACUUUUUAUUAAUAAUAUCUGGAUCCGUGAUGACUGACUACUGAUGAUGGUGCUUGGUCUGGAUCCAAAUAUAUGUACAGUACAUUGUAUUCAUUGGAGUGAGUCAUUAUAUGCAUAGUAUGACUCUACAUGAUCUGCUCCCAUUAGGCUGGUGAAAUUUUAAUCAGUUUCAAAGAGGUGGGAGUCCACAGUUAGAAGGACAGUUUUCACAGAUUUUUAACAUUAUAAUCCUACAAAUGUACACACUGGAGCAGUGACACUCUAGACUAGUGAGUCUAGAGUGUAAACAAGGCUGCACUAACUGCAAAUCAUCCUCCACCUUUAGCCUAGGCUUGUACUUGCUUUUGUUAAUCGCUAAUGCUGAAAACCUAACCCCUCAAAGCAGACAGAUAUUACGAUACAACAGAGUUAUUACAGUGUAAAUGUACGUAGCUGAGGCAGCAGUUUGAUCUGAAUCUGACAAAAUUUCUUUAUUAAAACAAGAGUAGAGAACCACACUGAAAGCUUGUCAUGAUUGAAAAGAUGUUGUCCUAUUACUGACCUGCUUAGGCAUAGGUUUGCAAUUAUUUCAAGUGUGGUUUAGUUACACGGUAAGCCGGUGUACACAAAAGCUGCUACCACUGACGCGAUAAAGUCAGAUGUAGCUGUAGAAAAGCAGCAGUUUAAUCUGAAUUGUGCCACAUUUCUUUAUUUGAAUAAGAGCAAAGAGUCACACUGUAAGCUUCUCUUGGCCAAGAAGACGUUUGGCUCGUCCCCGAAAGGCCUUGGUUUUAUCCACAUCAUGUUUUACUGUUCAUAUACCAUGGGGACACUUGUACCAGAGCUACAACCUCAUUUUGUUUUGUCAUUCUGAUUGUCCCAUUAUAAAUAUGACAGACAGGACAUUUAUCCAGUUACCCUCCAAGAAUUAUUUUAAAAAUCCUGCCCUUCCUUAACACUUUCUAUGGGAAGUUUCCCAUAUUUGUCAGAUAUAUCCAUUCAGUGGACUUGGUGACCUUACAUGCUAAAGGCCCUUUCAUACUAGGCCCAUUUUUUAUCCAAAAUUGCUGCAUAUUUAAGAAAAACAAAAAACUAAGAAAAACAAUCUAAAGUCUUGUUAAUCAUGAUUUUUGCACCGACAGCAAAAUUUGUUUGUCAUUAUUAUUUUCAGAACUGGUUGGAUUUUUUUUUUUUUUUUUAAUUGAACCUUGUUCUGUCUCUGUUUCUGUCUCUUUCUCCGCUUGCACUGAAACCUCACUUUAAACGCUGUGGUUUGCCAAUGCAUUAUCUGGAUAUCAACUGUUUAAUGACCAAAUCUCAUUACUAAUUUAAAGAAAUGUUUGUUCAACCCAAUCUUGAUCCAUACAUGUUACUUAAGGUGUGCUCCUAUCAUAAAUACAUUGUGGUUGUUUUCUUGAAUUUUUUAUGCUUGAUCUUCAAUAUGCUUUGGGCAAAAAUGCUUUUAAACCACUGGUAUAGUGUGUAGCCAUUCUUAUUUGACAAAAUAUUAUAUCUGUGACUAUUUAUUUUCAUGUUUGCAUGGUCCAAAAGAAAAUUUAUAAAAAUCAUAAUUUACGCAACAUUUAAAAUUAUCAAUUUCUACUUUGUUAUAAGUUUACUUUUUACUUUCAUUUGAUUUAUCUUAAAGAAAUAUUGGUGUUUUAUUUAUCUUUGUAAAGCCUCAUUACAAGAGAAAAGCUGACUUUGUUGCAAAGAAGUAAAAGACAAAGUCUUCAGAAGGAAUUAAAGGUUGUUUUGAUGAGUAUGAAUCAAAUUUUUGUAUAUUUUUCUAUGUAUCCGUUUCCCAAAAUGUAAUAGGUAUUUAUACAUUCUUUUAACACUCAACAGCCACUUUAUUAGGCACACCCUGCAAGUAGCAUGGUAAAUUAAUGCCAGAAUUCUUUUCGGCAUAGAUCCAAUGUGGAAUUUUAGAUUUUGUUUCACAUCACAUAGUUGUUGCAGAUUUGUCAGCUUCAGCUCCAUGAUGCAGAUCUCUCUUCAACCACAUCUUAAAGAGCUGAUGUUGAGAUCUGGUAACUGACGAGGCCAUUUGAGUUCAGUGUUAAAUAAACCUGUUUGAGAUGAUUUGAGCUUUGGGACAUGGUGUUAAAGUUGCCAUCAGAAUUAGGGUAUGGUCAUAAAGCUACAUCGGCAAUAUCGUAUCGGCAUUUCAUCCACUGGUGUUUUGGGAACGCUACUUUUUUAAACCAGGUACCAGAGUGCAUGAAUCGGUUUACAGCAACCGUUUCAUCUCGUGGAUACAACCAAGCACAUCUUUCCUGAAAUGACUGUGUCAUAGCCCACUUAUCUUGUAUGGACAUGCAUACACCGUGAGCAUCAGAUGGUCAUGGAGAACAGCAGAUGCCACAAGUUCUUAGGUUCACUCCAAAAAGAAAGUUAUGGGUGUGCUUGCUCGAUAAUCUUCUUCUCUGGUUUUGGUGCAUUUCCGUGUCCGUGUUAUAGCGCCACUUAUAAGCUGGGCACAUAUACUACAGCGUUUUGAAUGACUUCUCGUGACAGACAUUUCUUGAAACGGUGCCGUGUUUACUGAAAACCUUUCAAAACUGAAGAAAUAUAUUUUUAUCUCUGUGUGGACAUGGCCUGGAUGUUAAACUGAAGAGACGGUUGUGCACAAAAUCCCAACAGAUCAGCUGUUAAUGAAAUACUAAGAACGUCACAUCUGAUGCUAACAACCAUGGUUUGUUCAAUAAAUCGCCUUUCUUCCUCAUUCUGAUGAUCGGUUUGAACUUUAACUCAGCAUCUUGACCAUGUCUACAUGCAUUGGCUGCUGCCUUGUAAUAGGCUGAUUAGAUUUUUGUUUUAUUAAGCAGUUACACAAGUGUACCUAAUGAAGUGGCCAGUGUGUUUAUCUCAUUUAAAGGCACUACUUUCUGCUCUGAUUUCUUUGCUCAAGACCCUCUGAAUCAUUACCUGUGAUUACGUUCAUAUAGUUUUUCUCAUUAUAUGCAAUAACGCAGUGCAAACAAUGACAUGAACUAUUUAUUUUUCUUUCUUUCAGCUUAAUAACAGAAACUAUUUGGAAAUUGUGUAAGGCAUGUAUGUUGAACUAUGCAAUGGAUGAAAACAGAUGUCCUGUUUUUUAUUUCAAGAUGUUAUUUGGAUUUUUUUUAAUAGUAAGAAUAAAACAGCUGGUUAACAGUGACUGAUUCAGUCAUAUGAAUGACUUGUUUAGCCUGUGCAUAUGUAAUUUGUCUUGCACUCAUGCUGUUUGUAUAAACUCAAGACAUGAAAAACUCUGAAUUCAAGCUUAAUGAUUUAUUUUAAGCUUCAGUUUAGUUAUGAAACAUUUAUAAGUCAAAUUAUGCAUUCAAGUUUUGUGCUACUGUCUCA